Molecule: messenger RNA, 4219 nt
Organism: Triplophysa rosa
Lineage: Eukaryota; Metazoa; Chordata; Actinopteri; Cypriniformes; Nemacheilidae
Product: WD repeat-containing protein 7
Exons: 21
Coding region: 149-3346 (1065 amino acids)
Cellular component (GO): cytoplasm
Molecular function (GO): protein binding
Source: RefSeq, a predicted model, not a curated record
GCGUGACGCAAUGACGCAGAGUGUGUGUCCUGUCAGCUGAUCACUGAGCCGCUGCGGAAUCAACGCGCGUCGCUGCUGCGAUAUUUUCAUUAAAACAGCGACUGAAUGAACAUGAAACAGUAAAAACACGUAAAGUAUCACAGAGAACAUGUCAGGAAACAGUCUGGUGUUACCCAUAGUUCUGUGGGGCCGUAAUGCUCCCACUCACUGUAUCUCCAGUCUGCUGGUGAUGGACGAUCUGAGCACCAUCAUCACCGGCUGCCAUGACGGACAGAUCUGCAUCUGGGACAUGACCUCAGAGCUGGAGAUUAAUCCACGCGCUCUGCUGUUCGGACACACGGCGUCCGUCACCUGCCUCUCCAAAGCCAGCGCCAGCAGCGAUAAACAAUACCUCGUCAGCGCCUCCGAGAGCGGGGAAAUGUGUUUAUGGGAUGUCAGCGACGGCCGUUGUAUCGAGUUCACAAAGUUGGCCUGUGCUCACACCGGCAUACAGUUUUAUCAGUUCACCAUCGGCACACAGAGAGAGGGCCGUCUCCUGUGCAACGGCCAUUACCCAGAAAUCCUAGUGGUGGAUGCCACCAGCCUGGAGGUUCUGUACUCGCUCGUGUCCAAGAUUUCACCCGACUGGAUCAGUUCAAUGAGCGUCAUUCACUCGCACCGCACGCAGGAGGAUACAGUGGUUGCCGUAUCUGUCACUGGGAUUCUGAAGGUGUGGAUCAUCACAGCAGAAGUCAGCCGGAUGCAGCAGGAUCUGGAUCCAGUGUUUGAGGAAGAGUCAAAGCCCAUCUACUGUCAGGGCUGUCAGAGUAUCUCAUUCUGCACAUUCACACAACUCUCACUGCUGGUGGUGUGCUCCAAAUACUGGAGAGUGUUUGACUCUGGUGAUUUCUCUCUGCUGUGUUCUGUCCCGAGUGAGAGCGUUCAGUCGUGGUCUGGAGGAGAGUUCAUCGCUGCAGAUAAAGUCAUCAUAUGGACUGAAGACGGCUGCAGCUACAUUUACAAACUACCACCCAGUUGUCUCCCGGCGAGUGAACAUUUCCGCAGUAGUGUUGGGAAAACCACAGAAGGCUCCAUUCCACCGCUGGUGUACAGUAUAGCGGACAGCACUGACAAACAGCUCCUGAUCUGUCCACCGGUCACCCGAUUCUUUUACGGACGGAGGGAACCCUUCCACAAGCUACUGAUUCAAGGAGAUUCCGCCGGGAGACUGACGUUGUGGAGCAUUCCUGAAACAUCUCCCUUACCGCCGCUCUCAUCCGCUGAAGAGCUGCAGGUGUCGGCCAGCAUCAGUCUCCAGGAGGCCUUUGAUAAGCUGACUCCGUCUCCGGCCGGCAUCAUUGACCAGUUGAGCGUUCUGCCCAGCUCCAAUGACCCCAUCAAGGUGACGGCCAGCGUGUACAUCCCCUCUCAGGGUCGGCUGGUGUGCGGCCGCGAGGACGGAAGCAUCAUACUGGUUCCUGCCACUCAGACGGCCAUCGUUCAGCUCCUGCAGGGAGAACACAUGCUGCGCAGAGGAUGGCCUCCUCAUCGGACCCUCAGAGGUCACAGACACAAGGUCACGUGUUUGCUGUACCCACAUCAGGUGUCUCCGCGCUACGAUCAGCGCUCGCUGGUGUCCGGAGGUGUGGACUUCUCUGUCAUCAUCUGGGACAUUUUCACAGGCGAGAUGAAGCACAUCUUCUGCGUUCACGGGGGAGAAAUCACACAGCUGAUCGUGCCUCCCGAAAACUGCAGCACGCGUGUGCAGCACUGCGUGUGUUCCGUGGCCAGCGAUCACUCCGUCGGUCUGCUCAGUCUGAGAGAGAGAAAGUGCAUCAUGUUGGCCUCCAGGCAUCUCUUCCCCAUCCAGGUGAUCAAAUGGAGGCCGUGUGAUGAUUACCUGGUGGUGGGAUGUUCCGAUGGAUCCGUGUACGUGUGGCAGAUGGACACAGGGGCUCUGGACCGUUGUGUGAUGGGUAUCACAGCGGUGGAGAUUCUGAACGCGUGCGAUGAGGCCGUACCCGCAGCGCUGGACUCUCUCAACCACCCCGCGGUGAAUCUGAAACAGGCCAUGACCCGCCGCAGUCUCGCUGCGCUCAAGAACAUGGCACAACACAAGCUGCAGACGCUCGCCACGAACCUGCUCGCUGCAGACAACGCUGACAAGGGUAACCUGCCCAAAUACUCUCAUAACUCACUGGUUGUUCAGUCCAUGAAGACGAACAUCACAGAUCCAGACAUGCACGUGCUGUUUUUCGACGUGGAAGCCGUUAUCAUUCAGCUGUUGACCGAAGAAGCCCAGCGGCCGAACCCCACGCUCGUAUCACCCGAGACGCUGCAGAAGAUGCCCGGUGGGGCCGAUAAGGGCGGAUCCUUCCUGGCCAACAAGAUUUUCAAGCAGGUGAAGGAGACCAUCAAAGAGAACAUCAAAGAGCACCUUCUGGAUGAGGACGAGGAUGAAGAAGAAGAGCAGCGUCGCCGCGAGGAGAAGUCCAAGUCUCUGAGUUUACUAGAGUAUAAUCUCACCAUGGACACGGCGAAACUCUUCAUGUCCUGCCUGCACGCCUGGGGUCUGAACGGAGAACUGGACGAGGUGUGUUUGAACCGCCUGGGCAUGCUCAAACCGCACACGCCCAUCUCCUUCGGCCUGAUCUCCCGCGGCGGUCACAUGUCCCUCAUGCUGCCCACCUUUAAAGAUUCUCUGCUGAGGCGACUGGUGCAGGGAUGUGCGGACGGACACAAACUCUCCGUCACCGAGGUCGUGGGUAAGGGCACGUACGGCGUGUCCAGGGCGGUGACCACGCAGCACCUGCUGUCCUUCAUCUCGCUGGCCAACACGCUGAUGGGCAUGACCAACGCCACCUUCAUCGGCGAACAUAUGAAGAAAGCACCCACCAGGCCCCCAAGACCAGGAACCCCAGAGACUCAGAGAAAGAGCAGCGAACAGACCUCCAGCCCGGCCAUGCAGAGCCAGAUCAAACAAGGUUGGAGUCAGUUGGCUGCCAUGCAUUGUGUGAUGUUACCUGAUCUUCUGGGUUUGGAGAAAUUCAGGCCUCCUCUGCUGGAGAUGUUGGCACGCAGAUGGCAGGAUCGCUGCCUAGAGGUUCGAGAGGCGGCCCAGGCUCUUCUGUUGGCAGAACUGCGUCGGAUUGGUCAGUCGGGCAGGAAGGACACCAUUGACUUGUGGGCGCCGUACCUGCCGCAGUACGUGGAUGCUGUUAGCCCUCCUGGAACCGCCACGGAAACAACCCAGCCGGUCCCGCCCCCUCCUGAAGCUCCGCCCACUGAACCCAAAGUUCCAGAGGAAGAGAUGGAUGUGACGGACGAUGACAUCGCAGCAGCGCUCGCACAGAAAUCUGAACACUAGAGCAGAGAACAAACGUGGUCACACACACUCACACACUAGUAUUGUGUAUUUUAGCAAGACCUGGAAUCUGAUUGGUCCGUAGAUUCAGAAUCUGGGAUCUGUUUGUAGUGUUGCGUUAGACGUUCAUGAGCGUGUGUGUGUGACUAAUUGCACCCUCUGUGUUUAAGAGGCUCCUGUGGCACACACACGUUUGGUCACAAAAGAGCCCCCCAUCCGACCGCACCCCACACUUCCAAAAGCAAAGACCCCCUCCAGGUCUCUUUAUGAGAGUGUGUGUGGGGGGGUCUGGUUUCAGCACGUGUCCCUCCAGCAGAGACCCUGACCCUGACCCACACACACACACAAUACUGCUUCAUUCACAUAUCACAGUUAAAUACACAAAGCUCAAGACGACACAAGUGUUCAAGUCUUCAUUUAGAUGUGACAUAUGGACGCUUUACCACCACAGAAAACUGAGUUGUGUGUGUGAUUUUUGUGCAGUUAUCACCAUGGUAACACACAAGUCCUAUAUUCUGUCGGUUUUAUUUAAUUAUAACAGUUGCCAAAUGUGUUUUCAUGACUGAUAUCAGAGACAAUAUGAUCGCAAAUGAAAUGCACAAGCAAUUCUUUUUUAUUUUUAUAUUUAACUCUGAAAUAUUACUCAAAAUUGUAUUGUUAUUAUUUAUUAUUAGUUGUUGGCAGAUUUUCAGACAUAAGAAAAAACACAUCAGUCAGUCAUCCCUUCUCUGGUCUUUUCAAGCACAAAUCAUCUUUGCGCAUUAAUCUACACUUUUUAGGCAAUAUUUCUCUGUAACAUGAAUAUUCUGUUACAUUCAAAAACAUAUUUGAGAAGAAAAAAGUCCAUUGUAUUGUCUAUGAUGCUUCAUAUGUCUC